UUGUGGUCGGCAUCUGGCCUCGCGCGAUGAUUAGAUUAAUUAGAUCGUACGGUUAGGAUUGUCUAGUUUGUAGGUAUUGACUGAUUUACAUUUGUUAUUAUGGCUUCCUUGGUUGCGGAUUACGGGACUUCCUCCGGUUCGGAUGGCGAGACGGAUGACGACGUUUCGGACAAUGCCUUUAAGGGUGUGGAGAAGGUGGAUUCAGAUGGGGAGGAUGAAGAAGAAGAGGAUAGCAAAGAGGAGGACAACAGGGAUAAUGGUGGACACAUGAGAAUAACUGAAACAACAGCUUCCAAAGAAAAACUUCCAUUACCCACGCCAGAUUUCAACAGCGCGUCUACGUUACUGAGGACUUCAGUAUUCCUGAAUCCGUUUGUUGAAGCGGAGCGAGCGAAAAGCGCAAUCCUGGAGAAGCAUGUAAAAAUGACGCCCACGCUGGACGACACAAAGAUGAUAAAUGGUCGUAAGAUCUGCUGGAACUAUCGGAAGGGUCGUUGUCGUUUCGGCCACAAUUGUACUUUUGCCCACGACUCGGAUCUGCAUCGCAGCGCGGCUGAAUUGGAGGCCCUACGAACGCCACAGGAAACGCUGGUCUGUCAAACUCGGUAUAACGGGCAGCAGCAACAACAGCUGCAGCAGAUACUGCCACCCCCGAACGACGACGAGAAUGAGGUAGAUCAGGAGAAUAAUCAGACAGUAAACAGAAAGCGUAAGAAAAGGCCCGGUCUGUGCCAAUUGUUACUUCCGAGUAAGAAAGUUUAUAAGCAGUUUAAAGCGCAACAACAACAGCAACAACAAACCAAAACUAGAUGAAUACUAUUUCUUUAUUUGGCGUAGUAAUAGGUUGAUGAAAUUGUCUUCUAGCUCAGUCGUUACAUAUUUUUUGCAAAUCGGAAAAUACGCGCAAUUUGCAUUUCUCCGAAAUAUUAAACAGACUUUACGGACGCUUUUAAUAAACAAAAAUAAUAAAAGAAAUAAUUUGGCAAACAUUUUAGAAAAUAGAAAUUGUGAGAAAGUAAAAAUUAUAGAAGAAAAGAUCACAGCGAAUAAUUUUGAAUUCGUUCUUGUAUUAUGCUUUUGAGAAUUGAAUUCUCAUUUUUAUCGACAAAGUAGAACCCAUUAGUGUACAGCGAUGAGACCGAGAUCUCGCAUAUCUCGUCUAAAAUCUAGAUUAAUAUUUAUUUAAACGAUUGCGCAAACAAAAAAAUUGAUAGAUAUUUAAAGGAAAAAGAAAAAAUUCCGACUUAUGCUUCCAAUAUGAAGAAACAUACGAUGUGUAGAAUAGGAACUUUAUUUAAGAGAAACUUUUGUCUCAUAUAAAUUCGCAAGACUAUCCAAUGUGUGCACAAAACGGCGCGUAUGCGUAUUCUUCUUAAGAUUCGUCUUUUGUAAUGCAAUGUACGAGUAAAUCAUGUCUUCUCGUUAUUUUAUUUUCUCACGUUCAUCAUCAUUAGCUAAUUAUUUACUAAAAUACUAAAUAUUUGAUAAUACUGUUUGUAAGAAUGUUUAUUCAAAUAACAUUCUACGAUUGAAUUCAUACACUAAGGAUGUAUUGUAAUAUCAUGAUAUUUGACGAAUUAGGAAUAUAUCUCGCUUUCCGUUCUUUAUACCGACAGGCGAAGAAACAUCCUGUAUACCUGACACAAUAAUACUUCCAUGCGUUUUUGUGAAUUUAGGAGUAAUCCAAGCGCAAUUGCUUGAUUAUAUCCUUUUUAUAAAAGAUAAAUAUUUAUUUUACAUUUCCUUAUACUGCGAUCGA
This is a messenger RNA of Cyphomyrmex costatus, 1759 nucleotides long. RefSeq lists its product as uncharacterized. The transcript has 2 exons. NCBI's taxonomy places the organism in Eukaryota, Metazoa, Arthropoda, Insecta, Hymenoptera, Formicidae. The record is from RefSeq and is a predicted model, not a curated record. Gene Ontology annotation, molecular function: metal ion binding. Bases 100 to 813 code for a protein of 237 amino acids.